AUGCAGGAUUUGGCUGUGCUUCAUAAGGCCAGUCGUCCUGUAUUGCCUCAGCAAGAAUCAGGAAAGCCAAAGUCAUCUUCACCUAAGAAACAGAACGAUGUUAGAGUCAAAUUUGAACAUAGAGGUGAAAAAAGGAUUCUGCAAUUACCAAGGCCUGUUAAACUUGAAGAUCUUGCAGCUAAAGCUAAAGUUGCUUUUGGACAGACUAUGGAUUUACAUUACAGCAAUAAUGAGCUUGUAAUUCCAUUAACCACACAGGAUGACCUGGACAAAGCUGUUGAACUGCUUGACCGUAGUGUUCAUAUGAAGAGUCUCAAGAUAUUGCUUGUAAUACAUGGAAAUACACAGUCACCCAGUGUAAAUAACGUGGAACCCUUGCCCUCACUGGAAGACUUAGAUAAUACAGUGCUUGGUGUGGCAGACAGAAAAAAGCGACUCUCUGUAGUAGGUUCAAAUACUCGUGAUAGGAGUUCACCUCCCCCAGGAUACAUUCCAGAUGAGCUGCAUCAGGUGGCCCGAAACGGGUCCUUCACCAGUAUCAACAGUGAGGGUGAAUUCAUUCCAGAAAGUAUGGAUCAGAUGCUGGAUCCAUUGUCUUUGAGCAGUCCUGAAAACUCUGGCUCAGGAAGCUGCCCCUCACUUGACAGUCCUUUAGAUGGAGACAACUAUCCCAGAUCUCGGAUGCCAAGAGCACAGAGCUAUCCAGAUAAUCAUCAGGAAUUCUCAGUAGAGUAUGAUAUCCCAAUAUUUGAGAAAUUUGGAAAAGGGGGGACUUAUCCCCGGAGAUACCAUAUUUCAUAUCAUCAACAAGACUACAAUGACGGUCGUAAAACUUUUCCAAGAGCCAGAAGGACUCAGGGGAACAGCUUCCGAUCACCAGUUAGUUUCAGUCCCACUGAUCACUCACUGAGCACCAGUAGCGGAAGCAGCGUCUUUACACCGGAAUACGAAGAUAACCGAAUGAGGAGAAGGGGAAGUGACAUAGACAAUCCUACCUUGUCAGUCAUGGACAUCAGCCCACCUAGUCGCUCACCGCGAGCUCCAACUAACUGGAGGCUUGGUAAACUGCUGGGUCAAGGUGCAUUUGGCAGAGUAUAUCUGUGUUACGAUGCUGAUACCGGAAGAGAACUGGCUGUUAAACAAGUUCAGUUUGAUCCUGAUAGUCCAGAAACCAGCAAGGAAGUAAAUGCACUUGAAUGUGAGAUUCAGUUGCUGAAAAAUCUACUGCAUGAAAGAAUUGUUCAGUAUUAUGGCUUCUUGAGAGAUCCGCCAGAAAGAACUCUCUCUAUAUUCAUGGAAUACAUGCCUGGGGGUUCCAUCAAAGACCAAUUGAAAUCAUAUGGAGCACUUACAGAGAACGUGACUCGUAAAUAUACACGCCAGAUUUUGGAAGGUGUCCACUAUCUGCACAGUAAUAUGAUUGUCCAUCGGGAUAUUAAAGGAGCAAAUAUUCUGCGAGAUUCAGCAGGCAAUGUGAAGCUCGGUGACUUUGGUGCCAGCAAACGACUGCAGACGAUAUGUCUCUCUGGUACAGGAAUGAAGUCUGUCACAGGAACUCCAUACUGGAUGAGUCCAGAAGUUAUUAGUGGAGAAGGGUAUGGCAGAAAAGCGGAUAUCUGGAGCGUAGGUUGUACAGUGGUAGAAAUGCUCACUGAGAAGCCUCCGUGGGCAGAGUUCGAAGCAAUGGCUGCCAUCUUUAAAAUUGCCACUCAGCCAACCAACCCCCAGCUACCACCUCACGUCUCCGACCAUGCGCGGGAUUUCUUGAAACGGAUUUUUAUCGAGGCCAAGCUGCGACCGUUUGCAGAUGAACUGCUAAGACACACGUUUGCACACUAUCACUAACAGCCUGCCUCAACUCAGCUUGCAUCUACUGCAUUUAUUUUCUAUUUGACUGCACUUUUAUUUUU
Messenger RNA from Tauraco erythrolophus (red-crested turaco), 1910 nucleotides. The record is from RefSeq and is a predicted model, not a curated record. Lineage: Eukaryota; Metazoa; Chordata; Aves; Musophagiformes; Musophagidae.